UCAUUCAUGAAAUAUUUUUCCUUUCUAGGAAUGGUGUAGCCAGUCUUUUUCUCUGAGGGCUGAUCUGGCAUUUUAGAAGCUGCCUAGGAGCAUCAGUAAAAGAUGGAAAAGCAAGACUCAGCUGGUUCUCAGUUAGGAAAAGGCCUUCCAUGUCUUCCAGCUGGGAGCAGUGGGGAAUUCUGCAGAGUAACUACGCAGAAGAGCCUGACAGAAGAUACAUUCAAUUCAGAGGUACAGCGGGAGCACUUCAGACAGUUCAGCUACAAGGAGAAUGAGGGACCCCGAGAGGUUUGCAGCCAACUCCAUGCUCUUUGCCAUCAGUGGCUGAAGCCAGAGAGACACACCAAGGCUCAGAUCCUGGACCUGGUGAUCCUGGAGCAAUUCCUUACUGUCCUUCCGCCAGACAUGGCCAGCUGGGUCAGGGAAUGUGGGGCAGAAACCAGUUCCCAAGCGGUUGCCCUUGCCGAAGGUUUCCUCCUAAGCCAGGCAGAGGAGAAGAAGCAGGAAAAGCAGCAGGAGCACAUUAUAGAAGAGGCUGGUAAUUUUCCUGUGACAGAGAAAGUUCUCUCAGACUCUGGAAACACAGUUCAGUCCAAGUGGAUGGUACAGCGAGAUGAGAAAAGCACCAUUACAAUGGGCAACGAAACACAGACAUGGCCAAUAGAUCCCAGCUCCUCUCUUUCUUUUCAGAGUCUAAGACCAGCUUCAAUGCACCUGGAUCAGGUGACCUUUGAAGAGGUGGCCGUGUAUUUUAGCGAUGAGGAGUGGUGCUUUCUGGAUCCAGACCAAAGGGCCCUGCUUUGUGAAGUCAUGGAGAAGAAUUUAGAGAUGGUGGCCUCCCUGGGUGGUGAUAUAAUUGGAAAUGAAGACAGAAGUGAAUGUCUUUGUCCUGUUUGUGGGAGAAGCUUCAAUUGUAGAUCAAAGCUUAAUCUUCACAGGAGAACGCACAUAGGAGAACAAUCUUUUAAAGAUGGUGAGAGUAGUUGUAGGAAAAAACUGGUUUCCCAUGAAACCGAUCAAAUAACAGAGAAGCCAUUUAAAUGUUGGAAAUAUGGCAAAAGUUUCAGGUGUAGGUCACACUUUAUGUCACACCAAAAACUGCACUCAGGGGAGAAAUCAUUAAUAGAUUUGGAGUGUAGCAAGAACCCAAGGCAGAAGAUACACCAGAUUAACUAUGAAGCAGAACAUGCAGGGAAGAAACUUUUGAAAUGCUUGGAAUAUGGAGAGAUAAGCUUUAUUCAUUAUCAAACAACUCAUGAAGUAGAGAAGCCAUUUAAAUGCUUGGAGUGUGGAAAGAGCUUCAGUUCAAGGACAAGUCUUCUAUAUCACACAGGAGACAAGCCAUUUCCGUGUUUGCAAUGUGGAAAGCGGUUCAGUCAGAAAUCAUACUUAACUCGUCAUCAAUUAAGUCAUACAGGGGAGAAACCAUUUCAGUGCUUCCAAUGUGGAAAGCGGUUCAGUCAGAAAGCAAACCUCUCUCGUCAUGAGACAAUGCAUACAGGUGAGAAAUGUGGGGAGAGCCUCAGUCAGGAAACAAGCUUCAUUCAUUCAUCAACUCACACAGGGGAGAAGCGAUUGAAAUGCCUGGAGUGUGGAAAGAAAUUCAGUCAGAUGUCAUACUUAACUCAUCAUCAAUUAACUCACACAGAGGAGAAACCAUUUCAGUGCUUGGAAAGUGGAAUGAGGUUCAUUUGGAAGUCAGAUUUCACAGGUCAUGAAUUAACUCACACAUGGGAGAAACCAUUUCAGUGCCUGGAAUGUGGAAAGUGCUUCGGCUGGAAGAAAGGCCUCAUUCGUCAUCAAGUAACCCACACAGGGGAGAAACUAUUUCAGUGCUUGGAGUGUGGAAAGAUGUUCACUCGGAAGGAAAACCUCUCCCGUCAUGAGACAAUUCAUACAGGGGAGAGACCCUUUAAAUGCUCGGAAUGCGGAAAAAGUUUCAGUCGGAAGGCCCACUUUACCUCUCAUCAAUUAACUCACACAGGAGAGAAACCAUUUCAAUGCCAGGAAUGUGGAAAGAGUUUCAGUCGGAAAGCCCACUUUACUUCUCAUCAAUUAACUCACACGGGGGAGAAACCAUUUCAAUGCCAGGAAUGUGGAAAGAGCUUCACUCAGAAGAAUAGCCUUGCUCGACAUCAAUUAGAUCACACAUUGGUAGGAGUGCAGAAAGAGUUUGAUUCAGAAGGGACAAAUUGCUAUUUAUCAUUUAACUCAUAAAGGGGAGACACCAUUUAAAUAUUAAGAGUGUGAAAAGAGUUUCUAUACUUUGCUGUUGGAAAUUUCAGCCAAAAGACAAAGUUCACUUUUCAUCAAUGAAAAAGAGGCUGGCAGGAACCCUGAACUCAUUAGGACAAUAUCUGAGACAAACGUUGUAGGUAAAGUAAGAGACCACUGCAGUACCUAGAAAAGAAGCAAAAAUAAAGUACAAAAGCAGUGGCUGGGAACAAACCUCAAGUAUUUUCUGGGGUAAAACUUGCAAGUUAAAAUACAAGUUAAAUCUAAGGAAAUACUGAUAUGAGAGAAGAUGCAGUGGCCCCCAAACUGUGCUCUUUAAGGAAUUUUGGAGUUCUGCUCCCAGAAUCCCAGACUAUUGGCCAACGUGGUUGAGGCUUCUGGGAGCUGAAGUCCAAAAUCUCUUAAAGGGCACAGUUUGGGGCCUACUGAAUUAGAGGAACAGUUGACACUUUAACCUUAAGACCUUUACAACAUGAUGUGGUAUUUACUUCCUCAGAAACAUUUUUUGUUCUUAACUGUCCUUGAGUCAAUCUCGACUCAUGGUGACCCUAUGGAUGAGACAUCUCCAAGACCCACUGUCCUCCACUGCUCUGCUCAAUUCCUGCAACCCCAUAAAAUCUGUGACCUCCUUUAAAAAGUCCAUCCAUCUGGCCUGUGGCCUUCCUCUCUUGCAUGCAAGCCACUCACUCACAAACCAUAAGGUUGCAGGUAAGGGGGCUCAAACUCAACUCAAGCUUGUAUCCUUCCAAAGUUGCUAAAAUGAGUACACAGCUUGUUGGGGGCAAUUAGCUUACAGUUGUAAACUGCUUAAGACACUUAGUUCAGUAUGAAGCGGUAUAUAAAUGAAGCUGUUUGUUUUUGUUUUCUUU
Messenger RNA from Sceloporus undulatus (fence lizard), 3104 nucleotides. Its product is annotated as oocyte zinc finger protein XlCOF6-like. Gene Ontology annotation, molecular function: RNA polymerase II cis-regulatory region sequence-specific DNA binding; DNA-binding transcription activator activity, RNA polymerase II-specific. The transcript is spliced from 5 exons. Gene Ontology annotation, cellular component: nucleus. The coding region runs from base 103 to 2217 and encodes 704 amino acids. Gene Ontology annotation, biological process: regulation of transcription by RNA polymerase II. The record is from RefSeq and is a predicted model, not a curated record. Lineage: Eukaryota; Metazoa; Chordata; Lepidosauria; Squamata; Phrynosomatidae.